Messenger RNA from Peromyscus leucopus (white-footed mouse), 2221 nucleotides. RefSeq names its product glutamate rich 6 (gene Erich6). The coding region runs from base 1 to 2220 and encodes 739 amino acids. The record is from RefSeq and is a predicted model, not a curated record. NCBI's taxonomy places the organism in Eukaryota, Metazoa, Chordata, Mammalia, Rodentia, Cricetidae. The transcript has 15 exons.
AUGCCUCCGUGUCGCAGCGUGAUGGAACCCACGAAGGACAGCCCGAAGGAGCCAGAGGAGGCUUCCAUAGGGGAAGAGGAUGUGGUGGAAGAAGAGGAGCAAGAGGAGGCGGAGGCGGCGGCAGCGGAGGCGGUGAGGCGGGGGCGGAGGAGGAGACCGAGGCGGAGGAGGAGAGGGCGGAGGGGGCGGAGGGGGCGGAGGCGUCGGAGGAGCGGAGGCGGAGGCGGAGGAGGAGAGGCGGAGAAGGAGACUGAGGCGGAGGCUGAGGCGGAGGAGGAGGCGGAGGGGAUGGUGCAGGGGGUGCAGGGCGAGCAAGGAGAGCAGAGAGAGCAGGGAGAGCAGAGAGAGCAGGGGAGGGAGGAGGUGACGGCGGCGAGCCAGCAGCAGUACAGUCUCGACCCAUUCGCGGAGCUCUUCGACGAUGGCGACCUCUGGAAGACCACGGACUUCCAUGGAGGCCUUUUCGACGAUGACUUGGAGCUAUUUCGUCCCCGCCUAACUAGCGUGGUCACCCCCAGCCUGAGCGCCACGACCCCGACCAGCGAGCUGUCCAGCCCCACGUGGAGCGAGGAGGAGGAGCUGCAGCCCGGCGAGGGCGAGGGCUCUCCUGCUUCCAGCAAAGCCUCGUCCCAUAAAACUUAUCCUAAAAUAUUUCAAACAUUUAAGAAAGACUUGUCUGAAGUGACUGUAGAUAGAACUAUGUACCCAAGUUUGUAUGAAAGAGUUCAAAUAUCAGUACAAACAGAAGAAAGUUGGCUUCAACAAAUUUCUGCUCAGAAGCAACCACAAAAAGUACCAUCCCUUGAAACAAAGGUGGUACAACCAGAAACUCCGGCUGCUAAGUUAAGAGGAAAGUGGGUAAUUAAUCCUGAAGAGCGCAAACUAAGUAUUUUAUUUGAGACAGAGUUUAGUGAAGAAUUUGUAAAAUUGUUUGAAUCUCAUCUAAGAACAUUACCCAGCAUUGGGCCGCCGCCCAUUCUGUCAUAUAGAAAAGAACUUCCCUAUCCGGAUAUUGACAUCAAGGACGAAGAAGAGCUAGCACUCCAGUGUGAAUUUUGUGGAAGUGAUCUAAAAUCGUUCCCUUCUGACGCGGACAUUUACUCUGGACAAAAGCGUGUUUGCUGUUGUCUUCAGUUACAAAAUCUUCUUGAUUACAUCAAUGAGGAAAGGCUAAACAUCAAAAGAACUAAAACGGACUUAAUAAGUAUUAAUCCUCAUGCAGCCCAUGGCAGUGAGGUUGAUAGACUCAAGGCAAAGGAAAAAGCCAUUCAGAGGAAACAAGAACGUCAGAUGGCCAGACAUUUUGCAAUAGUAUCAAAUGAACAGAGCACCCCGUCAUCUGAGGACGAUUCAAAGCACUUGAAGACAAUUUCUUACCAGCUUUCUGUGGAUAUACCAGAGAAGAAGAUCAUUGAAGACACAGAUGAUAUUCAGAUUAGUAACAUCACAAUCUUUUGCUGUGAUUCCAGGAAAACAUGUGGAAAGGUCAUGAGGAACGAGCUCUUGGAGAAGCACUACAAGAAUGGAAGAAAGUUUCUCACCUCCUUUCCAGAUGGGACAACACAAAUAUUCUAUCCAUCUGGAAAUCUAGCCAUUAUCCAAGUGCCCAACAAGACAAAUGGUUUCACUUGUGUUGUCCAAGAAGACACGCCCAGCAGCCCCGCUAUCCUGGCAGUGCUCGACUCCUCUGGGAGAAGUUCCUGCUACCAUCCGAACGGGAAUGUCUGGGUAUACAUCAACGUCUUAGGAGGCCAAUACUUAGAUCAAGCUGGCAACAGAAUACGAACUUGGAACUGGUCAAGUUCCAUGCCCGCCCCAUCCUUUGUCUCAUUUAAACCCAUCUUUCUGGCUUUGAACCGUUACAUUGGAAUUCGUAUCCUAGAACAAGACAAGGUCUCCAUUAAUUUUCUAGCCAUGGGCCAACAGGCAAGGAUCAGCGUUGGAACCAAAGUAAUACUGCACAACCUAGAGGAGAUCCCAGCCCUGCGGUUCCUGAGUGGAGACGACCUGCUGCUGCUGGCCAGCUUAAUAAAGAUCCGGCGGCUGUUCCAUAAGCUGGAAGGGUGCAUGAACUUCCCCUCAAGUCAGGCUUGGGAAAAAUUAAAGCAACCUUCCUACCUCUCUUCACUCUCUCUAAAACUACUUACCCUCUGUCAUAAUUCUGGCAUAAAGAAAAAUAUAAUAGCAACAAUUAAAAAGCUAAUAAAAGAAAAAGAUUAAA